Messenger RNA from Rotaria socialis, 1098 nucleotides. Lineage: Eukaryota; Metazoa; Rotifera; Eurotatoria; Philodinida; Philodinidae. The record is from the annotation of a GenBank genome assembly.
AUGCGUCGAAAUUGUAGUGAUCGCGUAUGUCUUUUUUUAAGUGUUUUACUAUUAUUCUAUAUUGGAUGGUAUGUGUUGACUUCAUCAAAUUUUACUAUUCGAUUUCGACACGAUUCAGCUGAAGAAUUAGCUUAUAAAAAUGCGAUUAAAAUGUCAUCGCCUAUGAUGGAAAAUAGACAAAUAUGUUCUGUAGAUGAAAUUAAUCUUGUCUUUCUAAUUAUUUCCGUACGUGCACACUUUCUUCAACGACAAUCAAUUCGUGAAACAUGGGGUUCAAUGUCUGAUGUGUUUGGUAUACAUUCACAACAUCUCUUUGUUAUUGGCUAUCAACCUGGUGGGAAUUUGUAUAAAGAACUAUCAAAUGAAGCCAUACAUGAACAAGAUUUACUUUACUUAACUAUUGAUGACCAUUCGGUUACACUUAAAGAAUUACAUGCUUAUCGUUGGCUAGAACAAUAUUGUUCGACUGCAGUAUAUAUAUUUAAAACUGAAGAUGAUCUUUUCGUAAAUUCAAUUCUUUUACAUGAACUUGUGCGAGAACUUAAAACUAGACCAAACGAUACGAAAAAUCGAUAUUUAUAUAAUGUUUCAUUAGAUUCGCUUUUUAAUGCUCAAAUAAAUUCGGGCACAUCUGAAUUUCUAUUUGGCUGGUCAUUUAUACCUGGUCGCCCAGAAAGAACUUUAACCAAUUCACAAUACUAUGUUACAUAUCAAGAAUAUCCAAAUGAAUUGUAUCCACGUUAUUGUUCUGGUUUUGGUUAUUUGAUGAAUUCUAAAACGAGAAAUGCACUUACAAAAGAAGCGUUUCGAAUUCAACGUCCAUUUCGUUUUUCUGAUAUAUUUAUAACUGGCAUGAUGCCUGCCAAUCUUAAUUUUAUUUGUGACACUCUUCCAUUUACAUUUCAUCAAGGUACAACUGAUGAAUGUAUAGCAUUAAUUCGAGAGAAUAAUGAAAAAGUACUAUCAUCUCCUCCUACACCGGUUAUUAUCUGUUCAACUGGUCUUCAUACAGGACAAAGUUCAUUUAAUGAUUAUUAUAAAAUUUGGGUAGCUCUUAAACUCAUUUAUGCUGGCAAGUUACAAACAUCAAAUAAUUAA